AUGAGUGAUCAUCGAUCGUCAUUUAUUCAUCUGAUUCGCCAUGUUUCUAGCACUCAACUUCGAGCAGAUCCUAUGCUACAAUGUGCGACAAGCACUUUUGCCGCGUGCUUUCUUUAUUCAAUUGUGAUAUCUUAUUUGUGGACGUACACAAUAGCCUGUCUAUGUAUUUCUGGAUUCUUUGCGCAAUUUUUGUAUCGAUGGAUCAAAGGACAUGAUUUCAAUUAUUGGAUUGCUGUACAAUCCGCGUUUCUCGGACUGGUUUUCGGUUGUUCGAUCUCCCAUUCUCUACAUUCAUCAGCAGAAAUCACGGAUCCUAAAAGCCUAUUUUGUCGCUACAUUGCUGUGCUUGCAUUCUUUCAUUAUACGGAGUUCCUCUUCACCGCCAUAUCAAAUCGACGCUCUUUAAAGAUUGACUCGUUUUUGCUGAACCAUUCUCGAGCUUACUGGGCUGCAGCGGUUACAUCUUGGCUUGAAUUUUGGAUGGAGGCAACACUAUUUCCAAAUAUGAAGUUUUCAUUUGCAAGUUGGUUGGGCGUCGGAAUUUGUAUAAUUGGCGAGAUUAUUCGAAAGGUUGCGAUGAUUCAAGCGGGCAUUGGGUUUACUCACUCGUUGGCAAUUAAGAAACAUUCGGAUCAUCAUCUGGUGACAGAAGGUAUAUAUGGGUGGUGUAGACAUCCAGGUUAUCUUGGGUGGUUUAUCUGGUCAAUUUCUACUCAAAUUGUUUUAUGUAAUCCAUUGUGUUUGGGGCUGUACGCUUUCGCAUCGUUUAAAUUUUUCAAUUCACGAAUAAUCGACGAGGAGAGAGACUUGCUACAUUUUUUUGGAUCUGCCUAUGAGAUGUAUCAGAAUGAUGUUCCUACAGGAAUUCCAUGGAUUGAGGGAUACAGACUUCGAAGA
This is a messenger RNA of Mesorhabditis belari, 897 nucleotides long. The record is from the annotation of a GenBank genome assembly. Lineage: Eukaryota; Metazoa; Nematoda; Chromadorea; Rhabditida; Rhabditidae.